This is a messenger RNA of Danio aesculapii, 5406 nucleotides long. RefSeq names its product complement component 7a (gene c7a). Bases 101 to 2650 code for a protein of 849 amino acids. Gene Ontology annotation, molecular function: protein binding. Gene Ontology annotation, cellular component: membrane attack complex. Gene Ontology annotation, biological process: immune response. NCBI's taxonomy places the organism in Eukaryota, Metazoa, Chordata, Actinopteri, Cypriniformes, Danionidae. The record is from RefSeq and is a predicted model, not a curated record. The transcript has 18 exons.
UGAGAUAAGACUCGGAUUGGGAGGGUUUCUCCGAUUAUGUUGUGGACUGUAUAGACAGACAGCUUGCAGAGAAAUGUGCGUGCUGCUUUAGAUUGCUACAAUGAAGUGUGUGUUUCUGCAUGGAGUUUUUCUUCUCUCACUGUUGUCUUCAGCAUCAAUUACACAUGCAGGGUCAGUGAGGUCCAUCAGGUCACCGUCUGAACCUGUGCAUUGCCUGUGGGGCUCCUGGUCCAGCUGGUCAGCCUGUGAUCGCUGCUCCAAAACACAGACACAGAUCCGCUUCAUAGCAGUCUUCUCUCAGUUUGGCGGUCAGCCUUGCACUGGAAGCUCAACUCGCACACAGACAUGCAUUUCGACUCAGGUCUGUCCCCUAGAGGAGGGAUGCGGAGGACGUUUCCGAUGCCAGUCUGGGAAAUGUAUCAGCCUAUCUUUAGUGUGCAAUGGUGAUCAGGAUUGUGAGGAUGGUUCAGAUGAGCAGAGAUGUGACAGGAAACCGAUCUGUAAAAUCUCUGAAAAGUCUAUUCUGGAAAAGCCUCCACCGAAUGUAGAGAUCACUGGUCAAGGGUUUGACGCAGUGAAGAGAGAAGCCAGAGGAACUGUCAUCAACACUAAGAGCUUUGGGGGUCUGUGCCAAAAGACCUUCAGUGGAGACCACAAAGACUUUUAUAGACUUCCUCAAAGUGUUCUCAGAUAUUCUUUCCAAGUAACAGCAAAAAACGAUUUUACAGAUGAGUCCUUUGCCAGUUCUUGGCACUACUUAUAUCACUAUGAAAAACAUGAAAAAACAACAGGCACAGACUAUGGGCACGAUGAUUAUGUCUUCCAUGAUGAACUAUCACAGUCUAAGUCCAAAAAUCUGAUGAUUUUAAAGAGUGAUGUGGAAGUGGGCCAGUUCAAGAAUCAGGACCCAGAAUAUCUGCCACUUUCAGAAGACUUCUGGAAAGCUCUGGUGGCACUGCCUGUUGUAUAUGAUUACGCUGCCUACCGCAAUGUGCUGGACAGAUUUGGCACCCACUAUAUUUCAGAAGGCACUCUUGGGGGCCAUUUUAAAUUAUACCUGAUGGCCAGCGAAGAUGUUAUUUCUAAACUGAAAUCUGAGAAAAGAGACUAUGAGGAUUGUGUCGUAACGAGCCAUUCAGUCAUGUUUUUUAUUCGGUGGUCCACAACAUCUUGCACGAUAGACACUCUUGAUAAAAGCGAACCAUUUUAUAGAAGCAUACCAGAAAAUGAUAUGAAAACAGAUAUCAUUGGUGGAGAUCCUGGAUUUAUUGCAAAACUGUCAAUGUUUAACAAAUACGCUGAAAAAGAGAAUGCCAGGACCUUUUCCCAGUGGUCUGGUUCACUGAAGUACUAUCCACGCAUCAUCAAAUCCAAGCUCAGAUCUCUACAUGAGCUGGUGAAAGAAGUGCCGUGUGCAGGGCUGAAAAGGUUUCUCUUAAAGCGUGCAAUUGAGACAUACCUCACAGAGAAACACUCAUGUCAAUGCAGAGAAUGCCGGAAUAAUGGGCUGCGUGUGCUGGAUGAAAACGUCUGCAAGUGUGUGUGUAAACCGGGAACUAGAGGCCAAGCCUGUGAACAUGGGACGCCAUAUGAUGAACAGCCAGGAGUGAUUCACGGAGACUGGGCCUGCUGGUCUUCAUGGAGCAGCUGCAGUGGAGGACAGAAGAGCCGCAGACGCUUAUGCACCCGUCCUGCUCCUUCAGGCGGCCGCGACUGCCUUGGGAACACUGAAGAGAGGACAGCCUGUGAAGAUGAAGAGGAAUUAAACCACCUGCGCUCAAUGGAGCCUCACUGCUUUGAUGAUUCAAUUAAACCCAGGGAAAGCUGUAAAACGCCGCCCUACCUUCCUAAUGGCUUUGUUUUGUAUCCUAAAGAUGUGUAUCCGGUGGGAAGUAAGAUUGAGUAUACUUGUAUCGAAGGCUAUCAUUUGAUUGGUAAUGCUAUAGCUAAAUGUCAAGAAGAUCUGAACUGGCUGCAGUACCCAGUGGAGUGCAAAAAAACACAAUGUGAUCCUCCUCAGCUUCCUCCAGAUGUCACCGCAAACCCCUGGAAACUGAACUAUAACAUCGGUGAAGCCAUCGCUCUCUCCUGUCCUGAAGGCAAAGUCAAAGAAGGUCUGGAUGAGAUUCAGUGCAAUGCUGGCCUUUCCUGGUCACCACAACCAAAAAACAUCAAGUGUCUCACAGCAGUAUUAAGGCCGACGGUUGCGACAGUAAAAUGCCAGCCAUGGGAGAACCUGGCAAAGGACAAAUGUGUGUGUAAAGUUCCUCACCAGUGCAAGUCUUCUUUAGAAGUGUGUGUGACUGAUGAGAAACACGGUCGGACACAGAGGCUGAGUGUGUGUAAAGUUCAGGCCAUGCGGUGUCUGGGUCAUCAGUACAGCCUUGCUGAAGACUCUGCCUGUCAGUGGACAAAACCAUCAACCAAUGACUGUACACACUGCACACUCGGAGAAACGUGCGACGAGCAAACGAACAGCUGCCGUUGUAAGACGAGUGAGGAAUGUUCAUCUCCGGACACCUGGAUCCAUGUGUGUGCUCAGCAGGACAAAGCGUCUGCUCCAGUGACCAUGACUGAGUGUGAGGCGGCCAUGAGGAAGUGCAGAGGAGAAUCCAUCCACAUUGUCAGCAUUCAGGCCUGCCAGUCAUAAACGCAGAGCCUCACUGACAAAUUAAACAUUCAGACCACAGUUUAUGGUGAAAUGAGGGUAGCAUUUCUGUAUUCGCUUUCUUAGGCUAACAAAAGAUUGAGGCAAAAUCCCUAUGAGUUUGCUUAAGAAACAAUGAAAUAGUUUGACAGGUGAAGUUGAUUGUGCUUCUUUUGUUAUACAGAAAGUUUGGACAGAAGUACAGUAUCAGUAGCAUCAGUGACAUUUUUGUAGAACAAUCUACAUCACCCUUGUUCCCCCCAAAAAAUCCAACAGAAUUUGUAAAAUGGCUUUGGAUUAUUGCAGAAGAUAAGCUUUGUGACAAAUAAAACUCAUGAAAUAUAAUGAUAAUUUUGACAAAAAAUGUUAUUUUUAUUUUUUUAAAUACAACAACACAUAAUAAAACAAAUUACAAAGGUUUUUCUAAUUAACUUAACUAAAUUAAAUCUAUGACAUGUUAUAUGAAACUUCCCUCUCCCUAUUUCAAAGUCACAAUGUUUUUAAAUAAUCAUAAAGAUUUUAGAAAAUAAAUAUAAUUUGGAAAACAAUGUAUCUAAAUAUAUCUUCUAUAUAAAGUACUGAAAAGUCCAUUUAACCCCCUUAUCCACAGGGUAGUGAAACUUCAAGAAAUAUGAAAAUGGCUUCUCUCUCUCUUUUUUUUUUUAAAUAAGAAACUAAUAGAAUAUCAAGUUAAUGUAUUCAAACUGCAGGUAAUGCUGUGUCAACUUAAAAUUAGAUUUAAAAAAUCAGCAGAAACAAAUUAAAAAUAUAUAGUCACAAUUUAGUGCCACCUUCAAUCAAUUUUCAACAACUAUUUCAAUAUUGAAACAUUAUUUUCCCUUAAAGUCUGAGUAAAGGAAUAGUUUGCAAGAGUGUAGUCAAACACAACAAGAAUGCAGACUAGUGAGUUGUUGUUUUUUUUACCCCCAUUUAUGGUUUAUUGGAAGCGCUUCGAAAAUUACUACAGCAAUUUUAUUAUAUCAUGUAUUUUAUUACGCAUAAACAUGGUAAUAUCUUGAGCUUAUAUUAACAACAGACAUAUAUUUCAACCAUUUAAGAAAGAAAAAACUAGACAAAUAACUCUAAAAUGCUAAUUCCUUUUUCCAAAUUUCUAAACAAAAAUACAGCAUCCUUUCUGCAGUCCAGUCAUCAACAUUUUUGGUCUGCUUUCCCAUAAGACUAGUGUGUGAUAAAAUUGUUAGUUUUGACUAUUUAUUUACACAACAGGGUUAUUUUUGCGACCUGAAAAUUUAAUCGCUUUCAAACUUCAAGUAUAAUGUAAUAUAAUGAUAAUUAUGGAGUCAAUCUAGGGCCAUAUAUACUUGUAAAAUAAAAGAAAGUUUUAUGAACAAAAAAUAAAGUAUUGAGCAAAAAGAUAUUAAAUAAAAAUUGUAAAAAAUAAAUAAAAACAAAUCUCCAAAAAUCGCAAAGCAAAAAUUAAGUUUUGAGAAAUAAAGAUAAAAUUUGCUAACAAAAAAUAACUGCAAAUAAAAAUCAGGCAGUGCAAAAAACAAAAAUAUUUACAAUUAAAAAAUAUAUAUAUAUAUUUAUAUUUGCAAAACAUUUUUAUAGCAUUGCCUUUACAAACCCCGUCUAGUCAAUUCUAAUGCUCAUUUUGAUUUGCUUGUCAGUCAUGCAUGAGUUUGCAAUGCUGUUUUCAUUUUGCACUUCACGUUUCUGCACGUUUCACUUUGUGGCCCUGAUUUGACAAGGAGGUGGAAUCAAGGAAAUUUGGGUGUUUACAGUAGGCCCAGACCUGCCUCCAUUUAAGCAAUGUCAUCACCUGGAGACACAGUAUCACCGAGGUGGUCUUACAGCUCAGUAGGUCCGGGCCUGCCGUAAACGCCAAGUUCCCUUGACUUCGCCCUCUUGUCAAAUUAUGGCCACAUUAUGAAACACACAGUAACAUGAAGUGCAAAGUGAAAACAACAUCGCAAAUGUACAGUAAACUAAAAAGCAUAUCAAAAUGAGGCAAUGCUAUAAAAAUGUUUUGCAAAUAUAUAUGGUUUUUUUUUAGCACUGCUUGAUUUAUAUGCAGUGCUUUUUUUGUUUGCAAAUGUAAUUUUAUUUCUAAAAACUUAAUUUUCCCUUUGCAAGUCUUUAUUUUUGUUAGCAAAAUUUAUUUUUAUUUCUCAAAAAUUCAUUUUUUGCUUUACGAUUUUUGGAGAUUUGCAUUUAUACAUAUAUUUUUGCUCAAUACUUUAUGUUGUUUGCAAAACUUUGUUUUAUUUUGCAAGUAUAUAUGGCCCUAGCUUGACUUCAUAGUUAAUACUUCUCCCAGUAUAAAAAAAAAAAACAUAAACCAACUCAUAAUCACCAGUAAAGGUCAUCAAUUUGCUUCUGGAAAUGAAGUCUGAAAGGCUUAGAGGCUGUUCAAUGGUGUGCAGCUCACUGAUUUUUCAUGUGCGUGAUGAUGACACAUUGAUUGUACAAUAACUGAGGCUUCAAAAUAAAAUGUUUUUACAAUUUUAAAACUUAAAAUGUUUUUAAGUGUGCAAAUAUGGAAUCAGCAUGUGUGCGAUAGCACUUGUCACAAUCUUGAUUGUUUUUACCCUUCACUCUGUCAAGAAAUUUGCAUGUGAUUAGCAACAUAGUGCUUCAAUACAAAGUAACAUCGCCAUCUACUGGCCUGGCAUGCAUAAUACAGAAUUGAUAAGUUUUUAUGUGGAUUUUGUAUGCAGAACCUUUCUGAAAUGCUGUUUUUUGUGCAUUGUUGUUAUGUAAACAAUGUACAGACAAGAAUAAAACUUAAUAACAUA